Molecule: messenger RNA, 4846 nt
Organism: Sphaerodactylus townsendi
Lineage: Eukaryota; Metazoa; Chordata; Lepidosauria; Squamata; Sphaerodactylidae
Gene: H6PD
Product: hexose-6-phosphate dehydrogenase/glucose 1-dehydrogenase
Exons: 6
Coding region: 254-2632 (792 amino acids)
Biological process (GO): pentose-phosphate shunt; glucose metabolic process; pentose-phosphate shunt, oxidative branch
Cellular component (GO): endoplasmic reticulum
Molecular function (GO): 6-phosphogluconolactonase activity; NADP binding; glucose-6-phosphate dehydrogenase activity
Source: RefSeq, a predicted model, not a curated record
CACCGGAGGAGGAGCCACAGCCGGGCGGGUUUCCCUUUCCAGGAAAGCGGAGCAGGAUCCGGUUCACGUUUGCCCCAAAUCCGCUUUUGACCCAAGGCAGGAACAAGGCUAGCAGGCCUGACCAGCUUCCCAGUCUUUCUUGGUGGGAAGGCAGUGAGGAAAACAGAAAUACAAAACAGCCCGGACACGUUUUAGCCCCCUCAGGUCCCCUCUGCAUCACUUUUCCUAUUGCUCAGCCUUCUCCACCCCCACCAUGUUUCUCAUGGCAACACUUGGCACGUUAUUUUUCUUGGGAGUCUUGCCGUCUGCAGCCAGAGAGCAUCAGGGCCACAUUUCUGUGGUCCUGCUAGGUGCCACGGGAGACCUAGCCAAGAAGUACCUGUGGCAGGGCUUCUUCCAGCUCUACCUGGAUGAGGUGAGCAAUGGACACACCUUCACGUUCUACGGAGGUGCCCAAGCAGAGCUCGAGCGAGGCCAGAAACUGAUGUUCGAUCGGCUGAAGAGACUGACCUGUCCAUCAGAUGUGUCUCCGGACCGGUGCGCCAUGUUGAAGGACCAGUUUCUCAGGCUGACUCAGUAUCGCCAGCUGAAGACAGCGGAGGACUAUGCCACCCUGAGCCAAGACAUUGCUACUAUGCUCAGUCAGGAAGACCUGGAAGAAGCAGGCCGGAUUUUCUACCUCUCCGUGCCCCCUUUUGCCUAUGCGGAGAUUGCCCGCCACAUCAACAGCAGCUGCAGGCCACGCCCCGGGGCCUGGCUGCGUGUCGUUUUGGAAAAACCAUUUGGCCACAAUCUGAAGUCUGCUCAGCAGUUGGCGGAUGAGCUGAAGACGGUUUUCCGGGAAGAGGAGAUGUACCGGGUGGACCACUACCUCGGCAAACAGGCUGUGACCCACAUCUUACCCUUCCGAGACCAGAAUCGACAGUAUUUGGAUCCGAUCUGGAAUAGGCAUCACAUUGAGAGGGUGGAAAUUGUCUUGAAGGAGACAGUAGAUGUAAAAAAUCGUACCGGCUUUUACGAAGAAUAUGGGGUCAUUCGUGACAUCCACCAAAACCACCUCACCGAGGCCUUGAUGUUUCUCACCAUGGAGCUUCCGGCAAAUGUCAGCAGCUCCCAAGAUGUUUUGCAGAGCAAGCUGCGGACUUUCCGGUCGCUGCAAGACUUGGAGAAAAGCAAGGUUGUGAUUGGCCAGUACGAGGAAUACAACAACCAUGUGAGGGAGGAGCUACAGAAAGGACCAGACUAUUUUAGCCGAACACCCACUUUUGCUGGGGUGCUGAUUCAUCUGGACAGCCUGCGCUGGGAAGGGGUCCCCUUCAUCCUCACCUCGGGAAAAGUCCUGGACGAACGAGUCGGCUACGCCCGUGUCCUGUUCAAGAACCAGGCUUUUUGUACCCAGAACGAAACCGCAUGGGACAGCGAGAGCAGCCAGUGCAAACGCAAGCAGAUCGUUUUCUACAUCGGCCACGGGGAGCUGAAUUCUCCCGCUGUCCUGGUGAGCCGCAACCUCUUUAAGCCUGUCAUGCCAGGAGGCAGCUGGAAGGAAGUCUCAGAUCGCCCGUGGCUGCGUCUCUUUGGACAGCCCAUCUCUGAUUAUUAUACGUAUGUCCCCGUCAAGGAAAGAGAGCCUUACGCGAUCCUCAUCUCUAGGAUCUACCACGGCAAAAAGGACUCCUUCAUCACCACGGAGAAUCUGCUGGCUUCCUGGGAAUUUUGGAGCCCGUUGCUGGACAGUUUAGCUGGAGAAGCCCCUCGUUUGUACCCAGGGGGCUCACAAAACAAACACCUCUUGGAUUUUGAGAUGGCAGGCAGAGAGGUGUCCUUUGUGGCGAAAGAGGCGCUGGAGGUGAUGCACGCAAAGGAUGAGCAAGCACCGGGCCAGUACAAGACCCUCCAGUCCAGAUUCCGGCAAAACCAGCUGGUGACUGAUUGGGCAGAAGGACUGAUCGGCCGCCUGGCGUCUGAUGUGGAAGCAGCCGCCGCCGGUGCUGUGGAGAAGUCCGGCCAGUUCCACUUGGCGCUUUCUGGCGGAUCGAGCCCUCUAGCUCUGUUCAGACAGCUGGCUGCGCAUCACUACGGUUUCCCCUGGAAGCACACGCACUUGUGGCUGGUGGACGAGCGUUGCGUCCCCCUGACUGACCCGGAAUCCAAUUUCAGGAACCUGCAUGACCACCUUAUCCAGCAGGUCCGGGUCCCCUACUACAACAUCCACCCCAUGCCGGUCCACCUCAACCGGAGGCUCUGCGUGGAGGAUGACAAAGGGCCAGAACUGUACGCCAAUGAGAUUGCAGCCCUGGUGGCAAAUGGCAGUUUUGACCUGGUUCUCCUCGGGGUGGGCAUGGACGGGCACACGGCCUCGCUCUUCCCAAACUCCCUCGUGGGCCUCGAAGGGAGCCCAGACGUGGUGUUCGCAGAGAGCCCUGCCAAACCUCACCAGCGCAUGACCUUCAGCUUGCCCCUCAUCAACAAGGCCAAGCAAGUGUCCGUGCUGGUAAUGGGGAAGAGAAAACACGAUAUCGUGACCCUGGUCAGCAGGGUGGGACACCAGCCCCAGAAAUGGCCCAUUUCUGGAGUCAACCCCAGUUCCGGCCACAUAGCGUGGUACGUGGACUAUGAAGCUUUAUUCGGAUGAUCCACAGAAAUCUCUUCCUCCUCCUCCUCGGUCAUUCGGGAUCUCUUAUGGUUAGAACAGCUGCUUUUAUACAGUCCUGGGGAGAGAAUCUGUUUUGGGGGAGAGUCAGAAAUCUGCUGCCUAUUUGUGACAGAAGCAUGGGGAUUCUUUUAGUGGAUCAGACCAAACUCUGUCUUUUUAAGUGUUCUGCUUCUUGGAGGAUCCACCAGAUCUUCCACUCCACACACCCCACCCUCCAAUCUGGAACAUCCACAAGGUGACAACGCCUUUCUCUCUAGUCGGAUUCUCCUCAGCCUUUAUAAUUCUGAAUUCUACUAUCUUUGCACAUGGAGGUUCCACUUAGCAACCAUUGCUAGACCUAUGCUUUCCUGCAAGUUUGUCUGAUUUGUCUGUUGAAGUCAUCAUCAGUGGUCCUCCAGGGUCAUAUCUUGUGGCAGUGAGUUCCAACAGACAAUGGAUGUGAAUAUGAGAGGCAUUUUUCUAAUGCCUCCUUCUGCCAUGGUCAGAUGACUUAACCAUCGCAGGCCUCUGUUGUUUCUCUCUUCUAUAGAGAAGGGGAAUAUUUAUAUAAGACCUACCUCGCAGGAGUAGCCCAGAACCUUUUCAGGAGAUUGGACUCAGCUUCAGGGUUCAGUGAGGAAAGGUUGUAGAAUUUGUAGAGAAUUUAGCCCUUGGUCUUGGACUGGGGUUGCAUGGACUGGGGCGGGGAGAAAACUCCAAAGCUAAAAAUUAUGCAAAAAUUCAAAUUGGUGCACUGAUUUGUAGAACUUACUGGCUUCUGCUGAUUAUCUCUGCCUUGGGACUUCUAAAGUCCCUCUUGACAUUACUCCUUCCCCAAGAAGGGUAUUCCUCAAUGUGUAUAUGUGUGUGUGUGUGUGUGUGUGCGUGCUGUCAAAGCACAGCAGGCUUUGUGUGCAAGAGCGGGGAAUCAAACCCAGUUCUCCAGAUUGGAGUCUACCAUUCUUAUCCACUACCCCGUGCUUGUUCUCGUGUUAAAACAAUAGCCGUCCUACAUUCUUGCAGUGCCCUCUCUUGGUACAUGUACUUUGGAGUCUAGGACAUGGAGUAAUGGAUUCAAGAUGCAGGAAAAGAGAUUCCACCUAAACAUUAGGAAAAACUUCCUGACCGUCAGGGCUGUUCGACAGUGGAAUUCAUUGCCUCGGAGGGUGGUGGAGUCUCCUUCUUUGGAAGGUUUUUAAACGGAGGUUGGGUGAACAUAUGUCACGAGUGCUGAGAUUGUGUGUUCCUGCAUUGCAGGGGGUUGGACUUGAUGGCCCUUGGGGUCUCUUCUAUGGAGAGAAUCCUUCUGAGUUCAGUGAGACUUGCAACUGAGAAAAGGAGCAAAAUGAGCUGGUGCAGACUUAACCUUGCCCUGAGCCUACUUGUUUCAGUCUACUGGAUCAGGGUGGUACCUGCCCUUUAGUAGGGUCAAAGUCAGUUUCUCACAUUGGGUCUUUUGCGAGUAAGAAAGAGAGAGACUAGAUCUUACCACUAGGUGGUGCUAAUACUUAGGGCUGAGACUAGCCUUGGCACCACUCGUCUAUAAUUCUAUCAUUCUGUUAUAAUUCUAUUCCAUUCUGAUGUUGUCAUUCUGUUCCGUUAUCAUUCUGUUCUCUAGUUCUGUUAUUCCGUUGUGCUUUCUUGUUGUGCAAAAGGCUUCCGAGAAGUUGAGGCUUUCCACAGUUCUCUGGGAAACCCACAUGGUUCUCCAAAGCUUAUUGUGGGUUCCUCAGUGAGAACGUUAGUGAUAGAGGACAUGUCUUACUGGAAGUGGGUUCCCUGCAGGUAGAAAGUUUGAAAAAACAACCCAAAGGAAAUGAACCAGGGGCAGCUUCAUUCAGGUACGGCCAUCACUUGUUGGGUUAUAAGUGGCCAUUUGCAUAGGUAAAGCAGCUGCUACAGCCGGAGCAUUGAAAACAGAAUUUGGGCAAAAGCUGCUCUAAUGUACAAAAUGUGCCUUAAAUAAAUACCUCCUAGCUUCUCAGGGAUCUCGCAAAAGGAUGCAAAUGCAUUCCUGAUUUCCUGUGUCCGUCCAUCUGUGUUUUAAUUCUACUGAUGCUUUUAAACAAAAGCCAUGUGCCAAAACCCAUGCAAAGGAAUCAACAUUUAAGUGUGUUUUUUUAUGUGCCUUUUUAAAAGUCAAACACUGGAAAGAUUUUUUUUUAUUUUUGUAAAUUGCAGAUAAUAAAAAGCUUUCGACUGUUGUGCAAAAAA